AUGGGGAGGUUUUCCUGGCUGAGUGCCUUCCCGGCCGGGGGGCAGCGGGCUGCGCUGGGGCCGGUACCCGCACCCGGCAGCGAGCGCCUCCGGAGGGACGGGAGGCCAAAGUUACAAAAAACCCAAGGAAGGAAGCAAGAGAAGAAGGUUAUCCAUCCUUACAGCAGAAAAGCUGCGCAGCUUGCAAGGGAAGCACACAAACAGGAAAAGAAAGAAAAGUUGAAGACUGAUAAAGCUGUGCGUUUGAGUAUCAUUGGAGAAAAAUUGCAAUGGUUUCAGAGUCACCUUGAUCCCAGUAAAAUUGAGUAUACGAAGAAGGAAGCUGGAGAACUAAUUGAAAACUACAUGUGUCGAUUCAAUGAUGAAUUGGAGCAGAUUGAGUUACAAAACAGUAUUAAAGGUAGACAAGGAAGGCAGCAUGGUUCACGGGAAACUGUCAUCAAGCAGACCAUAGAACGCGAAAGACAACUCUAUGAAGGCUAUGGAAUGGAAAUCCCAGAUAUUAUGAACAGAAAGCAUCUCAAAUUUUUCAGGGAAUGGGAUGGUGAUCUGAGGAAACUGCCAAACAUCAAAAUGAAAAAGCUCUCAGCUGGGGAUGCUGCUUGCAGUCACCCUGAGGUGGCAGAUGUGGAAGCCAAAGAAGAAUUAAAUAAAGCAGAAGAGAUGGCCUAAUGAGCACCAGCUGAUUCAAGAGCUGAAACAGCUGAAGGGAAUUGUAAGAAACCUAUUUUAAUUACCACUGGAAAACAAGAAUAAAUUCUACCUAUAUUUGCAGAGGC
Messenger RNA from Eurypyga helias (sunbittern), 779 nucleotides. RefSeq names its product translation machinery associated 16 homolog (S. cerevisiae) (gene TMA16). The transcript has 7 exons. Gene Ontology annotation, cellular component: nucleus. The coding region runs from base 1 to 672 and encodes 223 amino acids. NCBI's taxonomy places the organism in Eukaryota, Metazoa, Chordata, Aves, Eurypygiformes, Eurypygidae. The record is from RefSeq and is a predicted model, not a curated record.